This is a messenger RNA of Cladocopium goreaui, 7670 nucleotides long. The record is from the annotation of a GenBank genome assembly. NCBI's taxonomy places the organism in Eukaryota, Dinophyceae, Suessiales, Symbiodiniaceae.
CCGGCUUCUUCUAUUCUGCAUUUUUGCUCCUCAAUGCAUGGGCAGACCCUAAUAUUGCUGGCAAUGACCGCCGGACUUCCUUGCAUUUUGCCGUUCUCACACAUUCGCCAAUGACUGUGCAGGUUUUGCUGGCUGGAAGGGCUGAUGUGCAUGUGAGGGAUUUGCAUGGCGAAACCGCUUUACAUUUUGCUGCCAUCAGCGAGAACGUGGCUUUCGUGAAACAGCUGAUCAUGGCAGGGGCUGACCCUUUGACUCCCAAUGAGGAAGGAGAUGUCCCGCUACUUUGGGGCCGUGAAGUGGACACUAAAGGUGCCCUUUUGGAAGGCUGUUGGCAUGACAUGUCGUAUACCAUGCUCUUUCUCUUAAACUUGCGAACCUUGUCAGCCUAUACAACUUGCAGGCCAUUGGAAAAGCUUUGCAAGUGCAUGCGCAAGCUGCUCUGUGAAUAUGUCUUGCACGAUGAAGCUGACUUCCAAGGAGGGGCCGAGUCAAACGCACCAACGGAGCGCCUUUUGCACUUGUACUUGUUUCGCAAUCCGCUCCCUGCAGAUCGGCCCCGGGUGUGGCAUCAAUUGCAAUUGUUUCAGUUAUAUGUGGAGCCUCUCCAGCCCACAUUGCAGAAAUUCCCGAGAUUGUUUUGGAUUUUGCCGGUGCCAUUUGAUGUCUCGCAAAGCAAGGAACAGUGGAAGGUGAAGCUGUUUGCUGCCUCCACGUUUUUGAAUUUGCUGCAGAAGGGCGAAGUCGUGAAGCUGGAGGGUGCCCUCAUCACCUGGUUUUGGCCAGAAAUUUUGCAGGACAUGUCCUUAUUGGACAUUCUUAGCACAAGGAACACAUCAUCCAGCGCACGUUCUAGAGCGAGGCAGCUAUCUACUGCUGUCCUCUUCUUCUCAGUGCUGGCCACACCUUUGCCGCAGACCACCCCAAAGAAAUUGAGUUCAAUGGAGACAAACAUCUGUCAUCGUUGGGUUCUUCUGCAAAGAUUUUUGCUCAGCAACAACCACCGCAAACCCAAGAGAGAGCAGCCUAGAGGAAAUCCCGUUUUGUUGCUGUCAGCAGCCCUGCGGCAGGAACUUGCACGACCCGCAAAUUUUGAGGAUAGGCAAGGUGGCGCAGAAGAUGUGAGCCAAGGUGGCACAGAAGAUGUGACCCGCCGAAUCUUGGAGAACAGGGGCGUGGCCCGUUCCCGCAAAAUGCUGAAGUUGGUGCAAUUGUCGCAUGGACUUGGAAUGGAGUUGCCGUUGCGGGGAGACAGCGUGGAUGCUAUGGUUCCCUAUCGUCACGAACAUUUUGCUCCCUGCGUAGACAUCACAACUCUGGCAUGGCUUCACCCCCAUGACAGAGACCGUCACGUUCGGUUCGAGUCUGAAGGCCACGUGUAUUACAUCCGUGGCAAGCAGACCAAUGGAUCUGUGACUGGGUUGAUCCAUGCCUUGGCACGACCAUUCGAUGCCGACGAAGUAAUUUCCAAUAUGAUGGCAGGUGACAGAUGGCCUCGCGCAGGCUAUUUGCGACCAUUCUUAGGAGAGACUGUAUUGAAGCGCGUCCGCCAAGUUGAUGCAGACCUUGUGCUUGCUCUCCUGGACUCCCCCCGCAAUGAUACAUGGAUCUCCAACCGGCUCCAGAGCCUGCGGACGAACUUUCCAGAGAUUGUCCAGAGUCUGGUAUUUGGCCCGCAUGAAAUCAAGCGCAUGUGGGAAGCCAACCGAAUUGAUGCUGCUCUUCGAGGCACCCACAUGCAUUUUUGGUUUGGAGCGCAUGUGAAUGGAUAUGUGGUGCCAAAAACAAGUCCAGAAUUCUCGAUGCUUGAAACCUUCUUACAAGACAUGCAAGGGUGGCGCGCCUUCCGCACGGAAUGGGUUAUUUUUGGUGAGGAAGAGAACAUUGCUGGGUCAAUCGAUCUCACUGCACAAAACCCAAAUGGGCAGUUGGCACUGAUUGACUGGAAGCGGACCUCCAGCCUAGCAUCGAAAUUCUCUUCGCCGUGGACGAUGCUACCGCCUUUAGAUCAUGUUCCGGACUGUGCUGGGUGGCAUUACCGGCUCCAACUGAACAUUUACAGGUAUAUUGUGGAGAAAUACUACGGCUUUGAGGUGGCUAUGAUGCUAGUGGUUUGCACCCACCCCGACCAACAAUUGCGGCCUUUCAUCGACCAUGUGCCGCGUCUCGACAAGGAGAUUGAAGUCGUGAUGAGUUUGCGGCGGGACAAAGCACAUGCUGUUGAUGUGUCUGGAGGGUCAGAUUUUGAGGAACAACUUGAGAAAGAAAUGGAUUGGCUGAAUGAGCAGGCGAAAGCCGAGGAGGCGGCUAGUAGGAGAGAUGGGAGGGGUGGGCCAGAGGGACCGGAAGAAGCACAGCAACCUGAAGGACUUGCAAGUCAAGCUCUUGAGGAUGAUGGAGCAAACCCACUGCCAGAAGUAGAUGAUGCAAAUCUGAGACAAUGCAAGAAGCGCCGCUUGCUUCCUGGAGCUGCUCAGUCCAUGCCGAAGUUUCAGAAAGAAUUUGACAGCUUGCGGGCUGCUGCAAAUACAUCUCUGCAGCAGGCGUCAAUCAAAAAGCCUGAGCAGAGCCAUUCCCUUUUGCAACAGAGCAGCUACAUGAUCAAGCAGGUGCGUGCUCGCAAGCCACAAUGGCCUGAGCAGCUUGUGCGCUUGGUGGCGUGCGCUUGCGUUUUGCCCCACAUGCGGCUCUGCGAUGCCUACCUCCGGGAACAUAUUUACUUGAUCUGGCUGAUGGAAGGUGGCCGCUACCUUCGUGUCCACAACGGACAAUGCUUUCUGUACCAUGAUUGCGGGGCUUUCCAAGUCUUUCGCGGAAGCCCGCCGGAACAAACAGUUGCCCGGAUCAAAGAGUUCAUACUUCAAGUCGAAGGAGCGCCUCAAUUUGAUGAAGUUGAUGAUGCGGAACCAGAAGCGGCGGCAACUGGUGAUGCAGGAGGGUGGACCCAAUCCAUUGCUAUCGCCCUAAGCAAGUUGAGCGUAACCCUGCAAAAGGAAGUCAUGGAUGAUAAGAUAUAUGGUCUCAUGAUUGAAUGGUGUGAAACGCCUUGCCAGAAGCAAGCUGGCUGUGCGUACAAAGAUAUAUGCGUUGUGUAUGAUUCAAAUGAAGAGAAUGUGGAAUUUGUGCAGCCAAGCCACGACAACAACCUCUACACAUUGAUCCCGCAUGCCUUAAAGCCUUCUUUGCCGGAUCCCGUCCUCCAAGCUGCGAGCUGCCGUUUGGAGAAGUUUUUCCGCGAGACCUUUUGGCGGAACUUCGAUGUCUUUUUGUGCUGUCAGGCAGCCCAAGCCAUCGCGAAAAGGGGUGAGAAUAUUGACCGAUGCUUCAUUGGUGAGAGCCCCGGUGGAGUAGGCCAAUCUUUAUACAGUUCUCACUCGAAUGCGGUUUAUGGACACAAUCACGCAUUCAUUGACCCUAAUAUUUGGUACGAUGAGCAAGAGCUCCGGAAGCAGAUUGAGCAAUUUGCAGGCUGCUUUAUCUUAACAGCGCAGGAGGCGCCUGAAACUUCACGCCGAAUGCGGGAAGACUUGUACAAAAAGACAAUGAGUGCAGAUGGCAUGGCUGGGAGGCGGCCGUACGGGUAUGUCACCCGCAUGAUUGAACUUACCGGAUGGAAGAGGAUGGAGGUCAAUCGUCUGAUGCAGUUCAAGGGUGUAUCUGAGCAUAACUUCCCAUCAAUCCUGCGGCGCAGUUUCCUUUGGCGUCCGCACGCUCGAUUUGUAUGUCCGCAAUACUUGGAAGAGCAUUACACAGAUGCGGCGCUGGAUGGGUACUUUCCAAAAGAUCCAACUUUGAAGGAGUUCCUUGUCUCAGGACCAGCAAUCGCCAGCAGCAUGCAGCUGCAGCACGCGUUUGAACAUACAUACUCACGAGCUGAAUGCAUACAUAUGAUAGAAUCAUAUUGCAAUUUGGGUGGUGAUCAGGGAUUGACAGAGGACAAAAUGCGAAUCGCUUGUGGGCUCCCACCGCGUCAGCGUGCCGAGAUCGCUGCUCCUGGGCUAGGCCCUGUGGAUGAUCAACUAAGCCAGGAUCAAGCAGAAAGUGUAAAAACAGGUUCUGAAGCAGUGGCCCGCCGCAUUGUGGAGGAAUGUCUUUCAAAGGGGUUCUUCAUGUUCACAUUGCAACAGUUCAAGACCAUGUCUCUGCCUUCGAAUGCACCCAAUUUAGACAAAGAGAGCAUGUUGACACAGCUACAAGAGCAUUUAUUGGUAAAGCAAAUAGCAAGAAAGCGCGGCAAAGGAAAGCAGAUCAUUGUUCCAUGCGUCCUGGGGCAAGGCAGUUUGCAGGAUGUCAAGCUCAGACACGAUGCGUUGGUCGAAAGGAGGCGUAAGUUGGAAGCCAACGAGCAGUUGAUUGGGAAGCUCCUCGCUGCUGCUGGUGGUGAGGCUGGUGACCUGGAAGGGCAGGCUAGCAGUCACAGAUGCACAGGGAAGCAGCAAUUGCGACAUAGCAAGACAAAGUACAGACAAGGCUCAGAUUUGAUCCGUGGACGAAGGUAUGCUUGUCAGCCAGGAGCACAGCAAUGCUCUCGGAAACUUCUCAGGUUCUUGUGCCCUCAAUCUAUUGACUUAGCUUCUUGGAUUGGAAAGGAAGCUUUCGCAUUGUUUUUCUCCUGGGCACGCAGUGAUGUGAUCAAGGAGCUAGGUUUGCCAGCUGCGGAAGGGAAGAAAGUUUUGCUUGAAGUCAUAAACGGUGGCGGUCCGCCUAGCCGUCUGUCGGAACAUGAUGUAAUUGUUGGGCUUCGGAAAGCUGCCAUCUGGAUUAAAUGGCUUGCAAUUUCAAAUUUUCCCGAUCUCUACAGCCACUGUGAUGCAGACAGAAGCAAGCCAUCGCCAGACAACUCCAUGAUAGCAUACUUGUACCAAGCUGUUGAAGAUCUAGUUUUGUCUAGCUGGGUGCAAUUCCUCAUGACGCAAGAUCUCGUGCAUUUAUCCCUUCACUUCGACGGUUGCCGAAUUCAGGGUCGAGCGCUUGACACGGCUUCAAUGUGUCAAGAGUCUUCGGAGUGGAUUGCCAAAGAGACUGGGUUUCAGGUGGUUGUGAAGCAGAAGAAGCACCUGCUUCUCGCGGAGCUGUUGGGAAGGGAUGGACGUGUUUGCGAUACUCUGUCACUUUCUUCCAGCUUCGACUACUCUGCAAAUGGCAUUCUUACAUGCCUGACCUACAUUGCAGACCUCUGGUCACCAUUGGACGCAUGGCUACAGGAACAUAAGGCAAACAUUGAAGGAGGUCAAACACAUCGUUCAUAUAAAGAAUGUUUCAAAGCUGCAGAUGUUGCCUUCUCAGUAGACAUUGGUUUCUGUGCUGAGAAGACGGGGAAGUACCUACUCCAUUGUGAGCACAAUGGAUCUCCGCUCGUCCUUGGAUGUGUAAUGGCCGAAGAAACUUGCAAAGUGUUAGUCCGGGACACAGUAUAUGCGCUAUCAGCAGAUGCUUUCAAGGCAUGUGCUGAGGAGUCAAUUGAUUAUGCCUCCCUAGUGACAUUUCGCAUGCUGAAAGCAGGCGAAAAACCCCGGCAAGAAUCUGAAGUUCUUCUGGAACUGCAGGCCGGCUUCGAUCUAUCUGGCGGUGCUGAGUUGGAGAUGUUGUGUGAGUGCGAAGGAUUGCUGGAGAAUUCUGAUGAUGAAGGCAUGGCCGGAUCACAUGUUGAUGAAUCAAUAGUGCAGGUGGGCGAAGAGUUGCUGGCGUUGCUCGCAGAAGAAAGAGGUGAAGUCCUAGAUAGCACUGAGACUGUGCAUGAAGGCAGUAUGCACCGUUGUCCGUUCUGUCCGUUCCGGCAAUUCCCUCGACCUUCUCGUGUGAUGGAGCAUGUGCAAAAGUAUCAUACAACGAAACGACAAUUCUGUUGCAGUGGCACCAAGCAAGUCAGAGUCAUUCAGGCUUUGUUUGACGAUGACCAGCUCCGCAAUAUACAGCCAAGUGCUCGCUACCUCCGCAGGAGCGCCGCCGUGUUGCGAACAUCAAUUGGGAAUGAGGAUGGAAGCAUCAAUCACCUUGAUCGUCGAUUACGCUUGGUCUUGACGGAGAAGGGCCCCGUGUACAAAAGCUUGCAACACGUUGCUGAGAACGAAACAGUGUACCGUCGAGCCAAGAACUUGUAUUACACGCAUGGAUUUGCAGAUAUGCUUUUCCAAGAGAUGAUGGUUAGCAAUGCAAAAAUGAAGCAAGCAUCUCGACUGAAGCUUGUAGACAUGUAUCCCUUGGAUGCACUCUUUGUUGCGGCUAGCCGGUUGGCUUUGAGACUCGCAGCAAGUGGCAGCAAGCUCACGGGCCUCUUGCCUCAGCAUGUUCGACACUGGUGGCCGCUCGUGGAGGACAUCUUCUACUCCGACGCCGUGGACCAGCUGUUCGCCCAAUCUAUGGCAGAGGCGGUUCACCAUACGGAAUUUGAAUCCGUCAGUGUGGAUGCAACCCUGAAGUGUUGCCUCUCCAUUCUCGGCCAGAGUUCCUACAGAGCAGGGCCGCAGGAACGAGCCAGCGCUGCUUUCACGGGGAAAGAUUGCUUUCGCAAGGUUCUGACAGUCCGUGGGCGAACCGGCUGUGUACUGCUCAUGGCUCCAACGCCAAAUGAGGAGGCACCCGCCAUUGCCGAGCGCAUUGCUGAGUCGUUGCCUGAAGAUGGACUCCGGCAAACACGGAUUGUGUGCACGGAUGAUCCUUCUGCGCAUUUGUUGUCGACAUUGCGCAAUGUCAUGCCAAAGCUGGAGCUGCUAUGCUUGGACCCUGUCCACCUAUGCAUGACUUUUGAGUAUGGGACGUACAGAAGAAGAACAAAGGCGUCAACCAUGUUGAGAACAAUUAUGCAAAAGUUUAAUGCCGUGGACUUUAAGAACAUGUCAGCCUACAACUCCAGGCCUUUCAACGGCAUUCAGGAUGUUUCGUUCGAUCACAUCACCAAGACACGUCGAGAACAGAUUCUGAGUGGAGGAAUGGGAAAGGCCAAAGCAGAAUCUCUCCUUGACAGCCUGGAUGCUGCGAAGCCUUGGCAAUGCGAACGGGAUUGCAUUGAGGCCAUGGCAGCAUUUGUCCGAUGUUUUCCGGACGAUGUAGACAAAAUCAUUCCCGGUCCGAACCGGUCUGGACGGCAAGUGCUGUACACUGCCUGCGCGCCUGCGAGGAUGCAAUGGUAUUUCAACAACAUCCGGGCGCGCCAUAGUAUGCGGCCAGAUCGAGUUGUAUUACUUCCUGCUGGUACCACUUCCAACGAGGCACUGCAUGCUGAAGUACGAGCUUGGUUCCGAGAGACGCAGCAGAUGCAUAAGAGCACAUUGGAAAUCAAACUGCGGGUGCUUCACCUGUCCAAACUGAUGACCCACCAUGCGGGCAUGUACAGACCAACUUUGCGGCAAAUUCCGUCGGGCCUGGUGCUGGCUAGAUCUGUUGUCUCUUCUGCCUGGAAUCGACGAAAGCCCUGGAGCAAAUUUGCCGGACAGAGUGGCAAGGCUCAUUUGCCUCUCAAUGAGAGACGGCAGCAAGAAGCAUCAUUAGUCAAGGCGCAUGCUUCCAAAAAACCGGCUGCCAAUAUCAAAAGACCAGCGGCCAUGAGGCAUUGCGCAAAAAAGCCAGCCACGCACGUCCUCCCGCAGAAAGUGCGCAGGACUCCCUUUAACAGAGUAAGAGUGUCCACUUGCCGUAUCAUGGGCGAAAAAAGGCAAGGAGGUUUGAAAGCCUAG